UCGUAACUUUUUGCUCUCGGAAUGUUGUAAAACUUAAAUGGAGUCUCCAAUUACCGUGUUUUCAUAAUUAUUUUCGCCGAUGUUUGAUUGUGAGUGUUUAAAUCAAAACAACAGUUGAAGAAAACACAAAGGAAUCAUGGCUUCCAAUACGGAAGAUAACACCAACCAUGCCCGACGUCGUCGACACAUACGAAGCAUCAACAUGAAGGUUUCCCGUCCAGUCUACACGGAGCAUGAGUUCCAGCAGGGCUACGAACAGAACGACCUUGAUCAGUCCGCGUCGAUGAGGGUACGGAAGUUCGUCGGACAGCAGCGGUGCACACUGAGUAGUGUAAAGAGUUUCAUGACUGGGCGAUUUCCCAUCUUCAAGUGGUUGCCUGCAUAUGAGGUCCGACAGAACUUAUUGAGUGACAUCAUCUCAGGGUUGACUGUCGGAACUAUGAGAAUACCUCAAGCAAUGGCGUAUGCACUGCUCGCUGCACUGCCUCCUGUGUAUGGUCUAUAUGUGGCAUUCUUUUCCGUUCUGUGUUAUACCAUCACGGGAACGUCACGGCACGUAUCACUUGGAACAUUUGCCGUUGUGUGCAUCAUGACCGGUCAGGCAAUCGACCGAAUACUGAGCGAUCCGUCCAAUGCGACUGAAGCAGCUACUGAAGGGUCCACAAAUGAUGAAAACAAUGAUUUACAAAGGGUGUAUGUUGCAUCCGCUUUGGCCUUAGCUGUUGGAAUAGCUCAGAUGUUAAUGGGCAUCUUCAGGUUGGGCUUUGUCACCAUCUACCUCUCUGAACCGCUGGUCAGGGGGUUCACUACUGGAGCAGCGGUUCACGUCUUCACCAGCCAGUUCAGACAUCUGUUUGGGAUCAGAGUUCAGAGGUCAACAGGGCCAUUUUCCCUCGUAAGGGGUUACAUUGAGUUUUUCAGCAAGCUCUCCCAGGUCAACGUGGCGGCAGUCAUCACGUCCAUCAUCACCAUCUCCUUUCUAGUCGCAAUCAACGAGAUCCGAGACUUCUUACGACACAGGGGGACACACAUGGUGAUAGACGGGGUGAGACAACGGGUCAGAGAACCUAGAAGGAAUAUCCCCGUCCCCUCGGAGCUCAUCGUUAUAAUUGUGGCAACGGUCAUCUCAUACUUUGGACAUUUCAACGACAAUUUGGACCUGGCUGUUGUCGGAAACAUUCCCACAGGUAUUCCUGCUCCUAGACUGCCCUCGCUGGGCUACUUCAGUGUCCUCAUCGGGGACGCCAUUGCCAUCGCAAUCGUGGGCUUUGCUGUUUCUAUCUCCAUGGCAAAGAUAUUUGCAAAGAAACACAAAUAUGAGAUAGAUGCAAAUCAGGAGUUACUGGCCUAUGGGAGUUGUCAGAUCUUUGGUUCCUUCUUCAAUUGUUUCCCGGUCUCCGCUUCAUUAUCACGGUCGCUCGUCCAGGACGUAUCUGGCGGUAAAACUCAGCUUGCUGGACUGAUAUCCAGCCUGGUUGUUCUACUGGUUCUACUUCUUAUUGGUCCACUAUUUACAGAUUUACCCAAGUGCUGUCUUGCAUCCAUCAUUGUAGUAGCGCUUGCUGGCAUGUUUCGUCAGGUCAAGGAUCUGGUACUGCUGUGGCAGGUUUCAACCUAUGACUUUUUGAUAUGGAUGGUAACCUGCCUCUCUACCAUCUUACUCGGCGUGGAUAUCGGCUUGGCUAUAGGUGUUGUGUUCUCCCUAAUGACGGUCAUCAUACGCACCCAGCAACCUUACAGCUCGAUCAUCGGCCGCAUUCCUGGCACUGACAUCUACAGAGAUAUCAACUACUAUGAGGCAGCUGAACAGGUUCCUGGGAUUAAGAUAUUCAGAUCUCAGUCCUGCCUGUGUUUCGUCAACGCCGAAUACUUCAAGAAUUCUCUCUACUCUAAAGUCUUCAAGAAGAAACAACGACGAGGUACCAGUGACACUAUUAAUGGAAAUGGUCUUAAUGGGACCCAACCGCACAACGGCAACGAACGGACUCCCCAAAGCUCAUCAGAAACCUCAGAACUCUCCAGUCUCUCUGGUGCGAUGACAUCAUCAGAGAAUCCCCUCCACACCAUUAUUAUCGAUUGUAGCAUGUUCAGUUUCGUGGACAUGGUCGGUCUGAAGACGCUACAUUCAAUCGUCGAUCACUGCUGCAAGAAAGAAAUCCACGUAGUCUUCGCAGGAUGUAAAGUUGCCACGAGGGAAGCCCUGCUUCAGUAUUUUGAUCGGUUAAACGACCACACUAUUGGGUUGGAUCACAUGUAUCUAACUGUCCAUGACGCCGUUCUUCAUUCCCAACAUCUUCCAAUCACACCUACAACCACACCUUCAGAGGUCACUUUUCCUGCCACGAGACAAGAAUCAGCCUCCGUCGAAGCCCAGGUCAGUUUAAUGUCCGCCAGAAACGGAAGAGUUGACCAAGAAGUGUCGUCGGUAUGACGUGGAAAACCAUUUUUUUUUAUCUGUACUAACCAUUAAUAUAUUCUUGAACGACGGUAUGACGUGGAAAACCAUUUUUUAAAUCUGUAAUAACCAGUAAUAUAUUCAAGUUGGUAAUGUAAUUGCGACAAAGACACUGCUGUUGAGGAAUAAUUUAGUUGGGAUCCAUUUAUGUUGUUGAUUUAAUAGCAAUGCUUGAGUGGUUAUUUAGGCUUAGAGGGAUUCCACCAAUAUAUACAUAAACACCUAUAUACCUGCACCCCCACACUUUCCAUUUUUCUAAUUUCGGUGUUGUUUGGAUAACCUUGAUGACUUUUUGUCUUUCACGUCUUUUUUUAUAGGAUUUUAUUUUAAUUGUGCAUUAUUUGAUAGAUCUUCUUGUGUGAGUGUGAUAUUCAUUUUUCUUUAAAAUUAUAGGGUGUGACUUUCAAUAUAUAUCUGUUGUUGAUGGUCAAAGAGAUAGGAAUAACAGUUUUUUUAAUGUAACAAGAUUCACUGUGGAAUUGUGAGAUUUGAUUUAUGGUUUGACCUUCUUCAGUUUCCUGUUAUGAUUUCAAGGUUAUUAUUUUGAUGUGUUAACUGCACUGAGUAGACAAGCAAUUUUUGUUUUAUAGGAACUUUUUGUUUUGUUGUCAAUGGUUAAUCCCAUUGAAUGUAGUCAGUACUUUCAUCAUGUAUAUACUUAGUAUUUUAUUCCUUUAGACUGAGCAAUCUAAUGAAAAAAGACACAUGGCAUCAUCGUUAACCUUACACGAAUAUAGAUGUUGUAUUUGCAGACAAAUCAAUUCUGAUAUGGGCACCCACACCUGUGGUGGUCCCCCCCCCCCUAAUAGCGGUUACCCAACUGCCUGUAUUCACCCCCCCCCCCCAUUGAUCUGAACAUGUUGAAGGAAAAUACAUCUUUGUAAUUUGUUCUGUAUCAUCAGUAGGGAGAUUGAGAAAAACAUACGCAAUGAACUGAAAUAAAUAAUAUCUCUAAAUUGAGCUGCAAUAUAUAGGCCUAUUAAAGUUACUGCAAAUUAUUUUAUAAAGUUUUGUACUACAACUCAAUGUUUAGCAGUGGACAAACAGUUUGGCAAAGUAACAUGUUUUUCGAAGUAAUUUUAAAAGUUCUUUUAUUAUUUGUGAAUUAGAGGGCCAGAUGGUACUUUUUGGGUAUUUACAGUACUCUAAAAUACAAUGACCAUAACAACUAAUUGGUUUAAUAGCAAUUUGAGAAAUGAUCCCCUUCGAAGAUGUUUUUUUUUUUUUUUUUUUUUUUUUUGCAAAAACAAUAGUUGGUGGUGAGAAAGAGUCUGGUAUAACGUCAGGCCACCAAAUAUUUGUUUUAUAUAUAUUUGCAAUAGCUAUUAUAUCAAUAUUGAGCCGGCGAGGGCCUUUAUCACACGGCAACGACCCUGCAAGGUUUUAAACGGACAUUUAACAACGAGUCACUAUUCUUU
Molecule: messenger RNA, 3873 nt
Organism: Asterias rubens (European starfish)
Lineage: Eukaryota; Metazoa; Echinodermata; Asteroidea; Forcipulatida; Asteriidae
Product: pendrin-like
Exons: 16
Coding region: 137-2431 (764 amino acids)
Biological process (GO): transmembrane transport
Cellular component (GO): membrane
Molecular function (GO): chloride transmembrane transporter activity; oxalate transmembrane transporter activity; sulfate transmembrane transporter activity
Source: RefSeq, a predicted model, not a curated record